UUAUACCACCGAGAGAACGCGUGACAAUUGCAACUAGAAACUAAAAUGAAUUUUGAGGAAGGAAAUUGAUAUGAAAAUAAGCAGACAGUGUCUGAAAUAUAUUUCUCAUAUAUCAAUUAAUCGUUCUUGGCGAAAUUUCUCAAGUGUUUCCUCUGAGUUUUGUGGCAGGCGUAUGUACUCUGACCACCUUAAAAGAACAGCCAGUAACACAAGACACGAAGUAAGUACACCUUUAAAGCCCUGUGAUAAAAUGUCUAACAGCACAAAUAAUUGUUCGCCUGGGGCAGAACACUACACCGAGAUCCACAAACACUAUGCUGAGGAGUGUAGCCAAGACGACAUUGGAACAUUCCUGUUCACGUCCGAGUCUGUCGGGGAAGGGCACCCCGACAAGAUGUGUGACCAAAUUAGCGAUGCCAUUCUAGAUGCUUUGCUGCGAAAGGACCCAAAGGCUAAGGUAGCAUGCGAAACAGUUGCAAAAACCGGCAUGAUUCUGCUCGCUGGGGAGAUAACCAGUUCAGCCACUGUCGACUAUCAACAGGUGGUCCGUGAUACCGUACAACAGAUUGGAUAUGAUGACUCGGCCAAGGGUUUCGACUACAAGACUUGUAAUGUUCUGAUGGCCUUAGAGCAGCAAAGUCCAGAUAUCGCCCAGGGUGUGCACCAGAACAGAUCUGAAGAUGACAUCGGAGCAGGAGACCAGGGUAUCAUGUUCGGAUAUGCAACAGAUGAGACCGAGGAAUCCAUGCCCCUCACAGUAGUCCUUUCACACAAGCUCAAUGAGAAAAUUGCUGAGUUACGUCGUAACGGGGGACUACCUUGGGCUAGACCAGACACCAAGACUCAGGUGACGGUGGAAUAUAAGUAUGAUGGUGGGGCUUGCAUACCAAUACGUGUACACACCAUCGUUGUGUCUGUUCAGCACAAUGAGCAUGUGACAACAGAAGAUUUACGUGAGCAGAUCAUGGAGAAGGUUGUCAAUGUUGUCAUUCCGCAGAGAUAUGUUGACAGUAAUACAAUCUUCCACAUACAGCCCUCUGGAAAAUUCAUCAUUGGCGGUCCACAAAGUGAUGCAGGUCUUACAGGUCGCAAGAUUAUCGUAGACACUUACGGGGGUUGGGGAGCUCAUGGAGGAGGGGCUUUCUCUGGCAAGGACUUCUCUAAGGUUGACAGAUCAGCAGCUUAUGCAACGCGCUGGAUUGCCAAGUCGUUGGUAAAGGCAGGUUUAUGUAGAAGAGUUCUGCUCCAGGUGUCCUAUGCUAUUGGUGUGGCCAAGCCUCUGUCUAUCAAUGUACAGAGUUAUGGAACAUCUGACCUCACAGAGCGACAACUUCUCAAGGUCAUUAAGGAUAACUUUGACCUUCGACCUGGUGCCAUUGUGAAGGACCUGAACCUCCAUGCUCCCAUCUAUCAGAAGACCGCCUGCUAUGGACACUUCGGAAGACCAGGGUUCACCUGGGAGAAUCCAAAACAGCUCAAUGUUGAUGUAUAAAUUAGUGGACAUUUUCAUACAAAAUGGACUUUGUUCUGAAUUGUUCAUACUUUCACCUGGGCAGUGCCUUGUUCACAGUGAAUAUCAUUAUUUUCCGGUGUGUCCCAGUUCUCCUCACAUUAAGUUAGGAAAAAAAAUUGAAAGAUUAUAAAUGGUUUGAAACUUAUAUUACUUUUUCAUCUAAUACCUACACAUUGAUUGAUUAAUGAAUUAAAAUAUAGGAGAGCAUUUAUCAGAACAAGGAAAUAACUGUUGAGUUUCUGGUAACAUGCUAAGAAUGAUUCAUUUUGGAUCAAAUUUUGUGAAAGUGUUUUUUUCAUGUACAGAAAUCUUGAAAAAUAAUUUCUUGGGAGUAAGUCUAUAAAUCAAGGUGUAUGAAUGUGAUACCUGAACCAGAAACAAAAGAUAUAGGGAUCGAGUUUUUAAGGAAUGGGUUGUUUAGGUUGAAUAUGUGAGUCGUUAUACAGCGGGUUAAAGUAAAUGUCUCGUUGCAUUAUACUGCUAUCAAGAUGUAAUCAAUGUAUUAUAAUUACUUAUGACCCCAGAUCUAAUAUAUAUUGUAUUGUAUAAUUUUGUUUUUAUAUGCGAGAUAUUAAUAUAAACUGGUAUGAUGGUAUAGGGACUUUGUACCCAUUGUGUGACCCACAGAUGUGUGGCUAUAAAAUAUAUUUUCAUUUUGAGUGAGUAUUCAGUUAAUAUACAGUGAUAAAUCUACAAAUGAGUCCCGAGUCCUAUACGUAUAUAAUUUGAUGGGACUCAAUAGAAUUUCAAGAAGUACUUAAAUUUAACAUUUGGGACCCAUUGGUUUUUGCAAUACAGUUGAAAAGGACCCAUGAAAAUAAAUUGUACAUUGAUCACUCAAUAUAUAAAUAUUUUAGCGAUAAUAUUAUUGAUAAAGUUGAAAUAGUUGAAGGGUUGUUAAAAUUGAAUUUUAUUUCUUUCUUUCCUCUAGAAAACUUCAUACAUUUCUGUUUAUACAUUUAUGUUUUUGUCAAUCAAAACAAGUUUAGGAAUCUCAUUUCGUAAAAAUCUUUUAUAUACAUGUAUAAGAAUUUAAAUGUGUUUGACAUUUUUUUUUAAUUAAUUGCAUGCACUCAUCACUCACAAUAUGAUUGAAACUAACACUUUGGUUUUAUUUUUUUAUUUAUAUAAAAAAAACCCAGAGAAACUGUUUUCUUGUUGCAAAAUGAUAACAAUAUUGUAAUGUAUACAUCUUUCUUGUAAGAAAGUUAUCUCACAAACUACGUGUACAUACGAGGUACAGACAUAUAUCUGUGUUAUCGCUCUGUAUUAUUAGACAUAAGAAUAUUGUUUACCUUAUGGACCAAUACAUUAUAUUUCAAGUACGAUUUUAUUUACUCACUAUAAAUAUGAUCUAAUGACUCAUUUUAUUUUGUCAGUAAGGUGGUUCUGCAAGAGCAACAAAAGGUUGUAUGGAAUGUUGAUCAUUGCUUAAAUAUGUCAGUAUCUAGGGUAACCACAUUUUUGGUAAGAUAAUAUAAACAGUUUGUAAAAUAACAUUUAUCUUUUGCAUGUAUAACAUGUUUGUUCAUGGUGUAAGUUUUUCAGUGACUCUACAACAAACUUAAGUGUUGCAGCUGUAUGUAUAAUUAUUAUACAGCCCCGUGUGUACAUUGUAUGUAUAAUUAUUAUACAGCCCCGUGUGUACAUUGUA
This is a messenger RNA of Mizuhopecten yessoensis (Yesso scallop), 3167 nucleotides long. RefSeq names its product S-adenosylmethionine synthase-like. Bases 71 to 1492 code for a protein of 473 amino acids. Gene Ontology annotation, biological process: S-adenosylmethionine biosynthetic process. The transcript has 2 exons. Lineage: Eukaryota; Metazoa; Mollusca; Bivalvia; Pectinida; Pectinidae. Gene Ontology annotation, molecular function: methionine adenosyltransferase activity; ATP binding. Gene Ontology annotation, cellular component: cytosol. The record is from RefSeq and is a predicted model, not a curated record.